UACCGCCCUGAUACACUCCUGCCCUAGUGGGCAACAACACAAAUAAACCAUAUUCUCCUCUGUGUGAAGUGGAAUCCGCUUCCUUGCAAUUUGGUUUCCUUGGAGGAGAAGGUGCUUGUGGAGGAGGAAGAGGGGAAGAACAAGGCAAAUUCAGCAGCUGCUUAUCUCGACUACAAUCCUUUCAGCAAUGAGAGAGAGAGGAGGAGGAGGAGGAGGAGGAAAAGAGCAAUGACCUAGGCGUCAUGAAUGCCAGUAUCCCUUGCAACACCAGCCGCAGCGAAAGCAUUUUCCUGGGGAAGUUGCACUCUGCAGCACUAAAAGUACGGCCUGUACCUCAUGUGUCUCUCAAGAAAUCUGCAUCAAUGGGAACUCGUGCCAUGGCCCUUGUCUACAAACAUCUUCUCUUAAUGCUGCUGGGCGUAGGCUGGCCAGGUCUGGGGAAUCCCAGUGCGGAAGCAGCUCGGGUCCGAGAGCACUAUAUAGUGGCUCAGGUCGCUAACUGGAGCUACAGUUCCCAGGCAGAAGACCUGUCCAGAUUACCAAAAUCAGAUCAUCUAUUUAAGAAAAUUAUCUACAGCGAGUAUGAAGCAGAUUUCAAAAAAGAAAAACCAAGAAAUGCCCUAUCAGGGCUUCUGGGUCCAACACUACGUGCUGAAGUGGGAGAUACACUUGUCAUUCAUUUUAAGAACCUGGCUAAUAAACCACUGAGUAUUCACCCACAAGGCAUAGCAUACAGCAAACAUUCAGAAGGUUCCUCAUAUUCUGACAAUACAUUGCCUAUCGAAAAACUCGAUGAUGCUGUGCCUCCUGGAAAAAGUUAUAAAUAUGUGUGGAAGGCGUCUGCAGGAACUGGACCACGGGAGGCUGAUCCUCAUUGCCUCACCUAUGCCUACUACUCACAUGAAAACAUGGUGCAAGACUUCAAUUCUGGCCUUAUCGGUGCCUUGCUGAUAUGUAAAAACGGAAGCCUGCAUGAAAAUGGAACACAGAAAUUUUUUGACAGGGAAUAUGUGCUGAUGUUUGCUGUGUUUGAUGAAAGCAAAAGCUGGCAAAAAGGACCCUCCCUCAUGUACACCAUUAAUGGCUACACUAACGGAACACUACCAGAUGUACAAGCCUGUGCUUACCAUCACAUUAGUUGGCAUUUGAUAGGGAUGAGUUCUGCGCCUGAGAUCUUCUCGGUCCAUUUCAAUGGGCAAACCUUGGAGCAAAACCACUAUAAAAUGUCAACGAUCAAUCUUGUCGCAGGAGCAUCAGCAACAGCAAAUAUGUCCGUGAGCAAGACAGGAAAGUGGCUCAUAUCAUCACUUGUUGAAAAGCAUUUGCAAGCUGGAAUGCAUGGUUACCUCAAGAUAGAAGACUGUGGAAAUCCAGACACUUUAACAAGGAAAUUAUCCUAUAAAGAAUUACGGAUGAUUAAGAAUUGGGACUAUUACAUCGCUGCUGAGGAAGUAAUCUGGGAUUAUGCUCCGGAAAUCCCUGACAGUGUUGAUAGGAAAUAUAAAACUCAGUAUCUGGAAGCAUUUUCCAAUCAUAUUGGCAAGAAGUAUAAAAAGGCCAUAUUCAGACAAUAUAAAGAUGCCAGCUUCACCAAACGCACAGACAAUAUAUGGGCCAAACAACGUGGAAUUCUGGGGCCUGUUAUCAGAGCUGAGGUCAGAGAUAACAUAAAGAUUGUAUUCAAAAACAUGGCCAGCCGACCCUACAGCAUUUAUGUGCAUGGAGUUACGCUUUCAAAGGAUGCUGAAGGAGUCGUUUAUCCUUCGGAUGCCAAAGAGAACAGCACUGAGGGUAAACUAGUCCAACCAGGGGAAAUUUACACAUAUCAUUGGACUGUACUUGACACAGAUGAACCCACAAAGGAAGAUCCUCAGUGUCUCACCAGAUUUUAUCAUAGCGCUGUUGAUAUAACAAGGGAUAUCGCCUCAGGACUUAUUGGACCACUUCUGGUUUGCAAACGCAAGGCACUCGACAUGAAGGGAACACAGAAUAAGGCUGAUGUCGAGCAGCAAUCACUCUUUGCCGUCUUUGAUGAAAACAAGAGCUGGUAUUUGGAGGACAAUAUCAAGAGAUUCUGCAGCAAUCCCUCCACUGUUAAGAGAGAUGACCCCAGAUUUUACAAGUCUAAUGUCAUGCACACUCUCAAUGGCUAUGCAUCUGAUAGAACAGAUAUCCUUGGAUUUUGUCAGGCUAAUAUUAUUGAAUGGCACCUCACCAGUGUUGGCACACAGGAUGAGAUAGUGCCGGUGCAUCUUUCUGGCCAUACUUUCCUGAACAGAGGAAAACAUCAAGAUAUCUUACAUCUUUUCCCGAUGAGUGGUGAAUCAGCUACAGUCACCAUGGACAACGUUGGAACCUGGCUUUUAUCAUCAUGGGGCUCCCAUGAGAUGAGCAACGGAAUGAGACUUAGGUUUAGAGAUGCCAAAUGUGAUGAUGUCGAUUACACAGAAAAUUAUGAUGACGCUUCAGAUUAUGCACUUGUCACAUUUUCAUCUGAGCAAACUGAGACAGCAAUACGAAAGGGGGGGAAAGUGGACAAAAGUGUGAUAAAUGAAAAUGUCCUUGAUAACUAUGAUGAUCAAACUGAGGAUGACUUAGAACAAGAAAUGUUUGCUUCGAUGCUUGGACUUAGAUCACAUCGUAAUGGAUCGAUUGCUGAAGAAGAAGAAAAGCUGAAUAUCACUGCUCUUGCCAUACAAGAAGAAAUUGACAGCACCCGCAAUAAGACAGAUGGUAAUGCAACUGUGAAAUCACAUCUGGUGUUCACAAAUAACAGUGAUACUUCGCAUGGUGAUAAUGUGCUGAAAAGUCCAAGCAGUGCUUCGAAUACAGCUGCACUUGACUCCCUCCAUCCUAAUUACACAUCUUUGGCAAAUGAUACUUUGAUUGCAUAUAUUGCUGCGGUGGUUAGAAACUGGUCCUCUGAGCAAGGCAAAAGUAACCGUACUUCGCAUGGUGAUAAUGUGCUGAAAAGUCCAAGUACUGUUCCGAAUACAGCUGCACUUGACUCCCUCCAUCCUAAUUACACAUCUUUGGCAAAUGAUACUUUGAUUGCAGAUAUUGCUGCAGUGGUUAGAAACUGGUCCUCUGAGCAAGGCAAAAGUAACCGUACUUCGCAUGGUGAUAAUGUGCUGAAAAGUCCAAGUACUGCUCCGAAUACAGCUGCACUUGACUCCCUCCAUCCUAAUGACACAUCUUUGGCAAAUGAUACUUUGAUUGCAGAUAUUGCUGCAGUGGUUAGAAACUGGUCCUCUGAGCAAGGCAAAAGUAACCGUACUUCGCAUGGUGAUAAUGUGCUGAAAAGUCCAAGUACUGUUCCGAAUACAGCUGCACUUGACUCCCUCCAUCCUAAUUACACAUCUUUGGCAAAUGAUACUUUGAUUGCAGAUAUUGCUGCAGUGGUUAGAAACUGGUCCUCUGAGCAAGGCAAAAGUAACCGUACUUCGCAUGGUGAUAAUGUGCUGAAAAGUCCAAGUACUGCUCCGAAUACAGCUGCACUUGACUCCCUCCAUCCUAAUGACACAUCUUUGGCAAAUGAUACUUUGAUUGCAGAUAUUGCUGCAGUGGUUAGAAACUGGUCCUCUGAGCAAGGCAAAAGUAACCGUACUUCGCAUGGUGAUAAUGUGCUGAAAAGUCCAAGUACUGCUCCGAAUACAGCUGCACUUGACUCCCUCCAUCCUAAUUACACAUCUUUGGCAAAUGAUGCUUUGAUUGCAGAUAUGACUGCAGUGGUUAGAAACCUGUCAUCUGAACAAGGAAAAAGUAACCCUACUUCGCAUGGACCUUCUACAGAGAAGGAGCAAGAAGAUAACAAAGGUGAAAAGGAUACACAUCAUGAAAAGAGUGAAAGGCAAGGUCUAACAGAGGCAAUAUUAUUUGCCCUUAAAGAGAUGCAUGCCCUGCUGUUUCAUGUGCAACAAAAAAGAAAUAUUUCUGCUUUAGACAACACCACUUCAGAUACUCCAUUUCUUCCUGUUCCCAGUGCAGAAACUGCUUCCAGCUUAGAUUCUAGUCACCUUUCACAUUAUCUUUAUGAUUAUGAGGAUGAAGAAGAAGCAAAUACUGAGUUUUCUGUGCUUUCAACAAAUUUACCUUUGGCUGUAGCAGAGACAGUGGAAAACAAUGGUUCUGAACAAGAGUUGUUGGAAGAUCAACAAUAUGAUGAUUUGACUUCUGACGGUAUGUUAGAUAGCUUUGCUUCUACUCCCAUCCCAGCGAAUUUGAAGGACUCACCUCACCAGAGUCUAAAGUGUCCCCCCAAAAAGAUGGCUUCUGAAUGGAAUGUUGUUUCUGAGAAGGUGAGUUAUGAUACAGAAGCAGAUCUCACCAAACCUGUUGACAAUAAACUACAGAACAGCUCCAGAAACGUCACCUUGUAUCCAGAAAAUCCCAAGUUCCCUAGUAAGAGAAAGCACGAGGCAUACAAAGCUGGCUCCCAGCUUGAGUUAGGCCAACUAGAAAUGAAUAACAAGCAGGAAGCCCUGAAUGAAAAGAGAAAGGAGAAUUGUACUGUCAGUAAACCUGGAACGUUCCAGAAGGCUCGGCGAAAGAAAAAAAAGCCAAGAGUCUUAGCACCGAGAACUUCCAAACCUCUAAUGUCACCUAGAGGAUUCGGCAGCACCCAAGUCUCCACUGAACGCAACCAUACCGUGAUGCCAAAUGAGGUGUACGAUACUUUGGCACCAAAAGAGGAUAAACCAGAGGUCACGUUAGGUUUUAUAGGCGACGAUGGGGAAUAUAUGGAAUAUGACAUAGACAGCACAGUCUAUGACGACAGCAGCAGUGGCUCAUUUGAAUAUGAGACAGUACACUAUGACAACCCAUAUAUGACAGAUCCCCGACUUGACAGUUACACAGCACGUAACCCAGAUGACAUAGCUAAGCGUUACCUCCGGACUAUGAACAGUGCAAACAUAAGGAGAUACUACAUUGCAGCCGAAGAGGUUCUCUGGGAUUAUGCGGGACCAAGAAAAAGUACAGUGAAAAGUGGCCAAGCCAGGACAGGGUACAAAAAAGUGAUUUUCCGAAGUUAUCAAGACGAAACUUUUAGGACACCGGAAGCUGGAGGGGAAUAUGAGGAACACCUUGGCAUCCUUGGUCCUGUCAUUAGAGCUGAGGUGGAGGAUGUCAUCCAAAUUCACUUUAAAAAUCUGGCCUCCAGGCCAUAUUCUCUCCAUGCCCAUGGGCUUUAUUAUGAGAAGUCUUCUGAGGGUAGAAGCUAUGAUGACCAGUCUCCAAAAUGGUUUAAAGAGGAUGAUGCAAUCCUGCCAAAUGGCACCUAUACUUACGUCUGGCAUGCGACCCAACGGUCAGGACCUCCAGAAAAUCAGAGAACAUGUAGAUCCUGGGCCUACUACUCUGCUGUAAACCCGGAAAAAGAUAUUCACUCUGGCUUGAUUGGACCAGUCUUGGUCUGUCAAAAAGGAAUGCUUGACAAGUAUAGCAAGCCAAAGGACAUGAGAGAAUUUGUCCUGCUUUUUAUGGUCUUUGAUGAGGAGAAAAGCUGGUACUUCAAUAAAUAUAAAAAAAAGACUCAUGUUGAGAGAAUUUCCGGAGCAAAAAGGCACCAUAAAUUUCCUGCUAUUAAUGGGGUUUCAUACCACCUUCAGGGGUUGCGGAUGUUUAAGGAUGAGAAGGUCCACUGGCAUUUGCUAAACAUGGGUGGGCCAAAAGACAUUCAUGUUGUUAAUUUCCAUGGUCAGACAUUCACAGAACAGGGAAUGGAAGAUCAUCAGCUUGGUGUCUACCCUCUUCUUCCUGGUUCAUUUGGUACUGUUGAAAUGAAACCGUCAGGAGCUGGCACGUGGCUUUUAAAAACAGAAGUCGGUGAAUAUCAGGAAGCAGGAAUGCAAGCCUCCUUUACUGUUAUAGAUACAGGAUGCAAGCUGCCCAUGGGUCUAGCAAGUGGCAUUAUAAAAGACUCACAGAUCAGUGCUUCGAACUACAUAGGAUACUGGGAGCCUAAACUGGCAAGAUUAAAUAAUGAUGGAAAAUACAAUGCUUGGAGCGUUGGGAAGAAUGAAAGUGAACAUCCUUGGAUCCAGGUGGACCUAGAAAACCAGGUUCUAAUCACAGGCAUUCAGACCCAAGGAGCCAAGCGGUUAAUGCGUUCCUUGUAUACAAUGGAGUACGUCAUUGCCUACAGCAAAGAUGGAAGAAAAUGGGUUGCUUUUAAAGGGAAUCACUUAGGGGCACAGAAGGUUUUUGAAGGCAAUUCAGAUGCCCAUGGCAUAAAAGAAAACCUCAUUGAUCCUCCUGUUGUUGCUAGGUAUAUUAGGGUGUAUCCAACCAAGUUCUAUAACAGGCCGACUCUUCGUAUGGAACUCCUGGGUUGUGAUACAGAAGAUUGCUUUAUGCCAUUGGGAAUGGAAAGUGUGGCUAUCAAGAAUGUGCAAAUUACAGCCUCUUCUUAUAAGAAGACUUGGUUGGGUUCAUGGGAGCCAUCUCUUGCCCGCCUCAAUCUCAAAGGGAAGAUGAAUGCCUGGCAAGCAAAGUCCAACAACAACCAACAAUGGCUGCAGAUUGAUCUCCUUCAACCUAAGAAGAUAACAGGCAUCAUAACACAAGGAGCUAAAUCAAUGUACAGUGAAAUGUAUGUGAAGACAUUUUCCAUCCUCUACAGCGAUGAUGGUUCAGUGUGGAAGCCUUACAUGAAUGAUUCAACUUCCAUGGGAAAGGUGUUCACAGGCAACAUUAACAGUGGUGGCUUAGUCAAGAACUACUUCAGGCCACCGAUAUUUUCCCGAUUUCUUCGUGUCGUUCCAAAAACAUGGAAUCAGAGUAUUGUACUUCGGAUCGAACUCUUUGGUUGUGAUGUGUUUUAGGGGCUGAACAGAAGACUAUCAUACUGAAAGCCCCACAACCUUUAAGCUUGCUGAUACCAGAUGUUUUAAAAGGGGAAACCAGAACAAAAAAACUCUUUUAGAGUGAUUAGGGGUGUGCGUAUCCAAAGCACUUUAAGCUGUGGAUUGGAAUAGCUUUGAAAAUUCAAUUAAAAGACAUUCGUACCUAUUUAAGUACUGUGAAUGCAUAAGAUAAACAAGCAAUUGUAUUUUCCAUUAUCACUGUGAAUAGAUACCUUAAUGUGUAUUACAAUCAUUGCCUUUGCCUUCUUCUGCACUUCCCACCUUCCCUCUUCCAUGCUCAGAAUAGCAUGCUUCAACCAGAUAGUAAGAGCAGGAAUGAGGAGUGGGGUCAGGACUCAGGAGUCUCUGAUCAGUGAGCUGUCAGCAGACACAUGAGCUUUGUUUACCAAAGGAUUCUGAGGAGCCAUUCCUUCAGGUGAGGUUAGUUGGUCUUGUUCUAAUUCAGGGGUCACCAACUUUUGUAGGCCUGUAAGCACAUUUGGAUUUUUGAGACCGUGCUAUCAACACCACCCACUUUUCAUUUCUUCUCUGCGGAUCACAUCCCACCUCCAUGAGAGACAGAAAGAUAGUGCACGUAUUUCCCUUACUAUGGGACCUGAAUAGAAGUUGGAUCCAGCAGAAUUAAUUUCAGCCUUGGAAAGGGCAUAGAGCUGAAAGAGAAGUGGGGAAUAAUAGCGUUGCUCUUUCAACUUCCUCCUUCAGGAGAGAAAAGGUAAGCACCCUCAUGACCAAGAAGACAGCUCAGAGGGGGCACCUGGGCAAGACCUCAGGAGCUCCCCUACAGCCACAGGAGCCACUGUUCUGAUUCUUCACAAAAGCUGUUGCUGCUGAUAAAUGAACAUUCACAACAUUUGUCAGUAUAACUGAUCUAAGUAGACACCGCAAUUGGUUCUACAUUAUCUCAGAUGAGUUCCAAACUUGCCUAAUAAAAGGGUAGUUCGCAAAUAUAAGUAGGAAAUCAUAGAAUUGUAGAGUUCUGUGAUUUUCUGCGUAUCAGCUAGAUGUUUGUGCUUCAAACAAUUAUUGACUUCAUUGUAUGUGGGGAAAACAUUUAAAAGAACGUACUGUACACCGCAUAUUAGAGAAUAAUUUAAGAUGAGUAGAAAUGGUUAUGUAAGGUAUGUCUCCAAAUGCACAGUCAUGUACUUUGCUAACUAUUUAUGGACAGGUCUUCCUUCCAUGACUUUGGAGGUGGAUUAACACUGAAAUUCAUAAGCGGGUGGUAAAUCUUUCUGCAAGGUGCUUAACACUUUUUCAGGAUCUGUUAUUUGUAUUUUCUGAAUGAAAUGCAAAACAAUGCAUAUCUAAUGUGUUAAAAGCACACUUGGUUGCAGCUCCCUUUUAUUCCAACAUCUUUAAAAAUCACUGAUCCGCAAGACCUUUGGACUGCUACUAAGAGGCAAAGAAAAUGCGUUGUAUUCUUAUUUCUGUAUAACAAAACUGACACUGUAUGAGGGGAAAUGCUAGAAAGGAAUUAGUUCAAAAACACUGAAAUCAUGGCUCAGCCAGUGUGGUGCAAUGAGUAAAGUUUGCAGCCUGGGUGCAGGAACUUAACUUCAGAUUCCAUCAUCUCUGAACACUGACCAUACUUGCUGCUUGAUAGGAUUUGGAGUCCAGCACAAUCUGGAGGGGGCACAGAUUCCCCAUCCUUCUAUGAAUAGCAAAUGUUGUUGCAUUCUUUCCUGUUGUGGAACAAAGGCCCAAACUAUAUAUGAUGUAGGAGACAUUUUCUUAUUUUUUAAAGGUAUAAAAUCAACUGGUGCUAUUGGAGGCAUUUAACGCCAUUCCCCACUGUUUUUUCCCAACUAAAAUCAAUUAUCGCAAAGCUGCUAUUAGUUCUAGUUGAGGAAUGGGAGAGCCCCCACAUGGGCUAACAUCAAUUUAGAAGUGAGGAGCAAUUUCUAUAGUGAAAAUGGUGGUGGGGAAAAGGGUUAAACCAGGCAUGGCCAAACUUGGCCCACCAGAUGAUUUGGGACUACAAUUCCCAUCAUCCCUGACC
Zootoca vivipara (common lizard) is the source of this 8865-nucleotide messenger RNA. RefSeq names its product coagulation factor V (gene F5). NCBI's taxonomy places the organism in Eukaryota, Metazoa, Chordata, Lepidosauria, Squamata, Lacertidae. The record is from RefSeq and is a predicted model, not a curated record. Gene Ontology annotation, cellular component: plasma membrane. Gene Ontology annotation, molecular function: signaling receptor activity; copper ion binding.